Messenger RNA from Heterobasidion irregulare TC 32-1, 787 nucleotides. RefSeq lists its product as uncharacterized. The coding region runs from base 350 to 553 and encodes 67 amino acids. The transcript has 4 exons. The record is from RefSeq and is a predicted model, not a curated record. Lineage: Eukaryota; Fungi; Basidiomycota; Agaricomycetes; Russulales; Bondarzewiaceae.
CUCCGGACACCGUCAAAGGCAGUUGCUUCUCAUCGACAUCAGACUUUCUAGGAAUCAAUGAUCAGAGCUGAUCAGAGACAUAUUUCAUCCCAACCAUCGAAGAUAUACACCUUCUGUCAGGCUUUUGCAUACAUGACUGCAAAAUUUCUCAUUCCGUGAGGUUCUAUAUCGAGGGCGAACUCUCCUCCUGUUCGUUUGUAAGCGGUCCUCCAGCUGUGCUCAAUUUUCUGACAUUUCAUAUACAUAGCAUGAUAAUCUUUUGGCAGAAUAGACGCCUGCAUAUAUCUUUCCGAGAAGAACAGCGUUUCGGGCAGGCUCACCGUUCUCUUCUUGCCAUAUCACCUCUUGCAUGUCGCGGGGUAUCAAUGUGUCGAGUUCGGGUGUCCUCGAUAAUGCUGUCGAUCUUCGAAGAGCAGCGUUAGCGAAAGUUAUCGAGUUUGAGGUCCCCAAAGCGCUACCACGUGCUAUCAGGCCUGAUCGAAAGAGAUGCCUCUCGCAAUGGUAUUGUGAUAGCGAUGUCACAGAUGAACAUGCCAAAACACACACAAGCUAACAUUGCGGCGUCGAUUUUCCAUUCUAGGCCAUUCUAGCGUGCCUUUCUUGAAUGUCCGAACUGUUUUCCCACAUCCCGAUCGUAGAACCUGUUCCUUCGCUCAGUCUCAUCCUCACAUCGCAAUGGCACCGCUUCGUCAUCAAAAAAUGCGCGUAUUUGCGCAUUUCUACCACAGACCCGACCCCUGCCGUGACGUUACGACCUUCCCAGUUUCAUCUCAACCACCCAGUCCAG